Heterobasidion irregulare TC 32-1 is the source of this 2409-nucleotide messenger RNA. RefSeq lists its product as uncharacterized. NCBI's taxonomy places the organism in Eukaryota, Fungi, Basidiomycota, Agaricomycetes, Russulales, Bondarzewiaceae. The transcript is spliced from 12 exons. Bases 1 to 2409 code for a protein of 802 amino acids. Gene Ontology annotation, cellular component: cytoplasm; mitochondrion; 6-phosphofructokinase complex. Gene Ontology annotation, molecular function: monosaccharide binding; AMP binding; fructose-6-phosphate binding. The record is from RefSeq and is a predicted model, not a curated record. Gene Ontology annotation, biological process: canonical glycolysis; fructose 1,6-bisphosphate metabolic process; fructose 6-phosphate metabolic process.
AUGAAGCUCGCCGUCCUCACCUCCGGCGGCGACAGCGCCGGCAUGAACGCUGUCGUCCGCGCCGUGGUCAAAGCGGGCAUCCUCAAGGGGUGCGAGACGUGGAUUGUCCGCGAGGGAUACGAAGGCCUCGUCCGAGGAAAUUCGGAGGCCGAGGCGCCGAGCUCCCCUGACUUGACCCCGACGCAGUCCGUCCAAGUCCACGACCCCGAUUUUAUUAAGAACCUCCGCUUUGGCGACGGCGAGCUCUUGCGCGACGGCACGGGCGAUCAUCCCGGUGGGCGCUCGCUCAAGGGCCGAUACAUCGUCCGCGUCGGCUGGGACGACGUCCGAGGUUGGUUUGCGGAGGGUGGCACUUUGAUCGGCACUGCGCGGUCGGUCGCUUUCAGGACCCCCGAGGGGCGUCUGACCGCCGCGCACAAUUUGAUCAUCGAGGGGAUCGACGCCCUCGUUGUAUGCGGCGGUGACGGAUCCCUCACCGGCGCAGACGUGUUCAGAUCAGAGUGGCCCACGCUCGUCGAAAAACUGCGUGCAGAUGGCCGCAUCACGGACGAGCAGGUCCAGCGACACGGGCACCUCAAGAUCGUCGGCCUGGUCGGGUCCAUCGACAACGACAUGUCGCUGACGGACAUGACCAUCGGCGCGCCCACCGCGCUCCACCGCAUCUGCGAGGCCAUCGACAACAUCAACUCGACCGCCAUCUCCCACUCGCGCGCCUUCGUGCUGGAGGUCAUGGGCCGGCACUGCGGGUGGCUCGCUCUGCUCGCGGGUGUCAGCUCAGGCGCCGAUUUCAUCUUCAUCCCCGAACGUCCGCCCAAGGCCGACCCAUGGGAGGACGAGAUGUGCGAAGCGAUCCAGCGCCACCGCGAGGUGGGCAAGCGCAAGACGAUCGUGAUCGUCGCAGAGGGCGCACAGGACGCCCAGCUCAAGCCCAUCCACGCCGAGUACGUCAAGAACGUGCUCGCCGACCGCCUCGGCCUGGACACGCGCGUCACGACGCUCGGGCACACCCAGAGGGGCGGCCGCCCGUGUGCCUUCGAUCGCAUCAUGCCUACGCUCCAAGGCCUGGACGCGGUAGACGCCCUCCUCGAGGCCACGCCGCAAACGCCUUCAUACAUGAUCGGCGUGCGCGAGAACAAGAUCCAUCGAGUCCCCCUGAUGGAAGCGGUCGCGAUGACGCGUGCCGUGACUCAGGCGAUUACGGAAAAAGAUUUCGAGAAGGCCAUGUCGCUCCGCGAUCCCGAGUUCCGCGAGAGUCUGGAAGGCUUCCAUACGACGUCUGUGCUGGAUACCAACCAGUUGCCUGCUGAGCAGAGAAUGCGCGUCGCCAUCAUGCACAUGGGGGCUCCCGCCGGAGGCAUGAACGCAGCGACCCGCACGGCGGCGCGAUACUGUCUGCGGCAGGGCCACACGCCCAUCGCGAUCAACAACGGCUUCCGCGGCCUGCUCGACGACAACCUGCACGAGCUGUCCUGGCUCGGGGUCGACAGCUGGAUGGCGCGCGGCGGGUCGGAGCUGGGGACGAACCGCACGCUGCCGGACGUCGACCUCGGGGCGGUGGCGGCCAAGUUCCAGCAGCACGACCUGCACGCGCUGUUCAUGAUCGGGGGGUUCGAGGCGUUCAACGCGCUGCUGAUACUGGAGAACGGGCGGAAGCACUACCCCGCGUUCCACAUCCCGAUGGUGCACCUCCCCGCGACGAUCUCGAACAACGUGCCGAUGACGGAGUUCAGCCUCGGGAGCGACACGAGCCUGAACGCGCUCGUGGACGCGUGCGACGCGAUCAAGCAGAGCGCGUCGGCGAGCCGGAACAGGGUGUUCGUCGUGGAGACGCAGGGGGGGAGAUGCGGGUACAUCGCGACCCUGGGUGCGCUGGCGGUGGGCGCCAGUAUCGUCUAUACGCCCGAGCAGGGGAUCACGCUCGACACGCUGCGCGACGACGUCAGGUUCCUGAAGACGCGGUACAGCCUGGACGUCAAGGGCAAGAGCGAGGGGCGGGUAGUGCUGCGGAACGAGACGUCGUCGUCGAUCUACACGACGGACGUGAUCACGAAGAUCUUCAAGGAGGAAGGCGGGGCGCUGUUCGACGCGCGGCAGGCGUCGCUGGGGCACACGCUGCAGGGCGGGAUCCCGUCGCCGAUGGACCGGGCGCGGGCGGUGCGGCUGUCGCUGAAGUGCAUGGCGUUCAUCGAGAGGCACCACGAGCUGCUGCGGCGGCAGCCUGCGAAGACGCGGGUUGCGAGCGGGGAGUCUGCGGCGGUGAUCACGAUCCAGGGGUCGAGCGUGCAGUGGGUGCCGGUGCAGGAGAUGGUGGCGCACGCGGACAUGAAGAACCGGAGGGGGAAGCACACGUGGUGGGAGGGGACGAAGGAGCUGGUGGAGGCGUUGGUCGCGCGGCCGCAGCUGAUCUGA